AUGGAACAGGAGGGUCUUAAGCGCAGCCUUCAGUUCCUAGAAACCCAUAGUAUCUCUGUGAAGACUCUUGUGACUGACCAGCAUGCUCAGAUCAAGGCCUAUAUGCGAAGAGAAAAACCAGAAAUCAGGCAUGAGUUUGAUGUCUGGCAUUUCGUAAAAGGUAUCUUGAAGCAACUGACUGCCAUUUCAAAGGGACAUGACUGCAAAGAACUGCAGCCAUGGGUGAAGUCAAUUCAAAAUCAUUUGUAUUGGGCAGUCGCAACCAGCCAUUCCCACCGCAAGCAGAUUGUUGCCCAGUGGUUGUCACUACUAAAUCAUAUUAAGGAUGUGCACAUACACAGAAGUACAGUAUUCCCAGCAUGUCUACAUGAGGAAACUGAACGCCGGAAGUGGCUCAGUGAGAAACUCCAAGCAAUUGCGGCUUCAAAGCCGCUCUUAUUGGACAUGCCCAAGCUAUCAACAUCGCAUCAGACCAACGGUCUUGAAAGUUUUCAUGGACUUUUGAUACAUUUUGCUCUAAAGUAUUGCCAGUACUCAUACCUUGGAAUGACGGCAAGAACCCAGCUAGCCGCCUUGCACCACAAUGAAAACAGUGAAAGAGGCCAAGCAUGCAGAGUUGAUGGUAAAGCCAAGUUGAAUGUAAAAUAUCCAAAGGCUACAGGGGGCAAGGGAAUUGCUUGCCCUGUAAAGGAACGGACAGUUCACAGCAGGUGA
Messenger RNA from Dermacentor andersoni, 714 nucleotides. RefSeq lists its product as uncharacterized. The record is from RefSeq and is a predicted model, not a curated record. Lineage: Eukaryota; Metazoa; Arthropoda; Arachnida; Ixodida; Ixodidae.